Messenger RNA from Geosmithia morbida, 936 nucleotides. RefSeq names its product 4-hydroxy-2-oxoglutarate aldolase. The transcript has a single exon. NCBI's taxonomy places the organism in Eukaryota, Fungi, Ascomycota, Sordariomycetes, Hypocreales, Bionectriaceae. The coding region runs from base 1 to 936 and encodes 311 amino acids. The record is from RefSeq and is a predicted model, not a curated record. Gene Ontology annotation, molecular function: 4-hydroxy-tetrahydrodipicolinate synthase activity.
AUGUCUCAACCACUCCCUCCGCUCCCUCCGGGCGUCUACGUCCCCACAGUAGCCUUCUUCACCCCGGACGACGAGGUAGACGUGGAGACGACGGCGUCGCACGCGAAGCGCCUGGCAGCGGCCGGGGUGACGGGCAUCGUCACGCACGGCUCCAACGGCGAGGCCGUGCACCUGUCCCACGAUGAGCGGCGGCUCAUCACCCGGACGACGCGGGACGCCCUCGACUCGUCCGGGCACCCUGGGCUCCCGCUCAUCGUCGGCUGCGGCGCCCAGUCGACGCGGGAGGCGAUCCGGCUCUGCCGCGACGCCGGCUCCUCGGGCGGCACGCACGCCCUCGUCCUCCCGCCGUCCUACUACGGCCCCCUCCUGACCACGGACCUGAUCGAGGCCCACUACCGGGCCGUGGCCGACGCCUCCCCCGUGCCCCUGCUCAUCUACAACUUCCCGGCGCCCUGCGGCGGCCUGGACCUGAGCUCCGACACCAUCAUCCGCCUGGCCGCCCACGCCAACAUCGUCGGCGUCAAGCUCACCUGCGGCAACACCGGGAAGCUGGCCCGCGUCGUCGCCGCCACCAGGGACGCCCCCGGCGGCUUCCGCACCUUCGGCGGCAGCUGCGACUUCACCAUCCAGACCCUCGCCGUCGGCGGCCACGGCGUCAUCGCCGGCACCGCCAACCUCGCCCCCAAGGCCUGCCUGCGCGUCCUGCGGCUGUGGUCCGCCGGCGAGGCCGACCGCGCCCGCGCCGUCCAGGAGGUCGUCGCCAGGGGGGACUGGGCCGCCAUCAGGGGCGGCUUCGUCUCUGUCAAGGCCGCCCUGCACGAGUUCCACGGCUACGGGGGCGAGCCGAGGAAGCCGUGCGCCCUGCUCCGCGGUCAGGCCCUGGCCGACCAGCUUGCUGACUUUCGGGAGCUGGUUGACUUGGAAAGCGGGUUGUAG